ACUAAGAAGAAGAGAAGAAAAACUCUCCCCAUCCCAACUCCCCAAGUUUCCAAAGUCCCCCAACUAUCACUCUCUCCCCACUUUUUCCAUUUUCCCUCUCAACAAAAUUAAAGAUUUUUAAAGCUUCCAUUUUUAUCACACACAGAGAGACUGAGAGACACAGCCUUUGACACCUUUCCAAGCUUCCCUUGAUCUUCUUUAAGACCCUCUGCCUGCCCAGAAUCUUUGACAGUCUUCCCACACUUUUUCAAUCACUGAAUUCAAGACUGACACUUUGAGAAACUUGCCUUAUGGAAAGCAAAAUCAAAUGAGCUCACCCUCCUUAUCAUCAUCAAUGUACUUCCACCUUCCCCAUCUUUUCCCCAUCCUUCACUCUACUCCCAAAUAUUCCUCAAAAUCUUGAAGAUCCCCCCAACUGGGUCGCCAUCAUUGCCCUCCGAGAUCAAAACCCAGAUACCGAUUACUCCCAUAUGUCUUUGCAGAACCGCCACGACUUGAUCGAGAGGCAAUGCAGCAAGAUCAGGAAGCGAGGCUGUUCGUCUUCGUCCUCGUCUUCCUUGGUGCGUAGGUACAGGUUGAAGCGGGCCAUUCUCGUCGGGAAGCGAGCCGGGUCGAGUACGCCGGUGCCAACUUGGAAGACUUCAACGAGCCCCAGAUCGCCGCCCAAUUGCGCCACCAUGCCGAAGAAGCAGAAGGGUCAGCAGCAUUCCAAGGACGACGGGAAAGGGAAGGAACUCAUGUCAGUCUCAGCAAGAAAGCUCGCCGCUACGUUGUGGGAGAUCAAUGAAGUCCCUGAUUUGAAAAGCAAAGAUUCUAAAAUCAAAGAGGAAGAGGGUAUUGCUCAAAUGCCGCCAAAAUUCCCAGAUCCAUCUUAUUCUCCUAUUUCAGAGAGAAAAGCUGGAUCUGGAGGUGGACACGAGAGAAGAUUGUCGGCUGUUUCUCAGAGAAUUCAACCGACUGAUCACUACUUGGGAGGGUUUGAGACUCAUAGCAGUCACAGUGUAAUUGAGGUCAAAGAUGAAUCAUAUGGAAAAACUGAUCGAAAAUGCAUUAAGACCUGUUUGAAGGAGGUCAGCAAUGGCCUUUCUACAUCCAAGGAGCUCGUAAAAGUUCUAACUCGUGUUUCUGGUCUUGAAGAGCAGCAGCAUUCUCUAAGUAUGCCCCUGCUCUCAGCCUUACGAGUUGAACUUGAUCGAGCGCGCGUCCAGGUUCAUCAAUUGAUCCGAGAACAGAGGUCAAACUGCAAAGAAAUUGAGUACCUCAUGAAGCAUUUUGCAGAAGAAAAGGCAGCCUGGAAAAGAAAGGAGCGAGAGAAAAUACGUGCUGCUGUAGCAUGCAUAGCAGAAGAACUUGAAGUAGAGAAGAAGCUGAGAAAACAAACAGAACGGUUGAACAAAAAGCUUGGCAAAGAACUGGAAGAUAAAAAUGUAGCUCUGUCAAAGGCAACAAAAGAACUUGAGAGGGAGAAGAGAGCAAAAGAGAUUUUUGAGCAAGUUUGUGAUGAGUUAGCUGUAGGUAUGGGGGAAGACAGGGCCCAAGUUGAAGAACUAAAGAGAGAGUCGGAAAAAGUUCGUGAAGAGGUGGAAAAGGAGAGGGAAAUGCUUCAGCUAGCAGAUGUGUUGCGCGAGGAGAGAGUUCAGAUGAAGCUCUCGGAAGCGAAGUACCAUUUUGAAGAAAAAAAUGCGGCUGUUGAGCAACUGAAGAAUGAGCUAGAGGGCUACUUGAGAUCCCAUAAGGGUGAAGGCAGUGGUGAGUCUCCAGACUUCAAAAGAAUCAAGGAACUUGAGGCCUACUUAAAGAAAAUAAAUUUUGGGUCAUUUCACAGCAUAAAGGAAGGAGACGAUGGAAUGGAAGUUGCAUACAGAGAAGAGUGUGAUGAAGAAGAUUCAGGUGAUGAUCUUCAUUCCAUUGAACUAAACAUGGACAAUGGUAAUAGGAGCUACAAGUGGAGUUAUGCUUGUGGAGAUGAUGCUGAAGAUGAUUCAAAAAGGAGUUCAGUUGAUAAACAAUUUAAAGGAAGAAGGUCUCUCUCUGAAAAGAUACAAUGGGAAAACAUAUGCUUAAACAAAAGUUCCACCGGCAUUGAUUGGGGAUUUGGCUCAAAAACUCAAGAACAUGCAGAUGGGCAUCAAAAACAAGAACACGAAACUGAAAUCAAGAAAAAUGGAUCUGCUGUAUGUCUCUUAGACCAUAUCUUAUAUGAUUCAAAAGUAUGACCAGUUCAAUGCUUUGCCACUACAACUUGCCAGUACCAAUGCUUGCCUAUGAAGGAUCCGCGAGAAUGAAAUCAUUUAAUGAGGAAGUUAUACGGCCUUGCCAGAGUGAUUCAAAGCCCUAGCUAACAUUAGAAGAUACCACUGCCAAGGUUAAGAACAUAAUUGUCUCAUAUGUUAUAUAAUUUCUCUGAGAAUGCUUCUCUUGUUUUCUUU
Rosa rugosa (rugosa rose) is the source of this 2429-nucleotide messenger RNA. RefSeq lists its product as uncharacterized. Bases 471 to 2216 code for a protein of 581 amino acids. The transcript has 3 exons. The record is from RefSeq and is a predicted model, not a curated record. NCBI's taxonomy places the organism in Eukaryota, Viridiplantae, Streptophyta, Magnoliopsida, Rosales, Rosaceae.